Argentina anserina (silverweed cinquefoil) is the source of this 468-nucleotide messenger RNA. Its product is annotated as putative FBD-associated F-box protein At5g56430. The transcript has a single exon. The coding region runs from base 1 to 468 and encodes 155 amino acids. Lineage: Eukaryota; Viridiplantae; Streptophyta; Magnoliopsida; Rosales; Rosaceae. The record is from RefSeq and is a predicted model, not a curated record.
AUGUUUCAUCCAAACAACUAUCUAUUUGAGAAUGGAAAAUCUCUAAUCAACGUUAAACUCGAAUGCGAAGUUGAGAUUAAUAGAUCUCCUUUUGACGUGAUUGCUGAUCCUGCUUCUCUAUUUGCAAAAAAUUCCAAUUUUGAAUAUCUGUCUCUUAGUCUCCAUGGUGUGAAUGCUUCCUACUUGCCUGAGUUUGUUAGUCUGAGUCAAUUGGUACUGGUUCUUCAUGGUUUCAAUAAGUGGGAGUUUAUUAUACAAUGUCUCAACAGAAGUCCUAAUCUGAAGCAUCUAGUCUUGAAAAGGAAAUGGUGUUAUAGACAAGACGAGCUUGAAUGGAACUUUUUCAAUCCACCUGAGCUUCCAGGUUGUUUGGUGUCUCACAUCCGGACUAUCUCCAUAAAAGGGUUCAAGGGACAACGGGAUGAGAUGAAAAUGGCCGAGUUUUUGUUGAAGAACGGUAAGUCUUGA